AUGUCCCGUCUUCCCCAAAUCGCCCCCGAGCAGGCGAAUACCCAGCAGUCCGAGUUGUUCACGGCCGUCAAGGCAAAGCUCGGGCGAGUGCCUAAUAUGCUCAGUGCGUUGGCCAAUUCGCCAGCAGCACUCCGCGGGUAUCUCGAAUUCUCGGGAGCACUCAGCUCCGGCCAGGGCCUCAACGCUCAACAACGAGAACUCGUCGCCCUCACCGUGGCUCAAACGAAUGGCUGUGAAUACUGCCUGGCAGCCCAUUCGACGAUCGGCAAGAUGACUGGCCUUUCGCCUGAGGACAUCGAAGCUGCCCGUCGUGCUGACGGCGGAGAUGAGACAAGCCGCGCAUUGGCACGCUUCACCCAUGCGGUUGUUCAAUCCCGUGGACGAGUUGAGAACGGCCAACUGGAUGAAUUCCGCGCUGCCGGGUUCAACGACGAAGCGGUUGCCGAAGUCGUGGCUCACGUCGCGUUGAACGUGUUCACCAACUACUUCAACAAUCUUGCCGAGACCGAAGUCGAUUUUCCGGCCGCGGCACCGUUGGAAUACGCACAAGUCAGGGCUGCAGAAGACGCCUGGAACUCAAGAGAUCCUGUCCGAGUAUCCCUGGCCUAUAGCGAAGACUCAACUUGGCGAAACCGCCAUCAAUUCAUUCAAGGCCGCACAGAAAUCAGGAAUUUCCUUGCUCGAAAAUGGGAGACGGAGCAAGAGUAUCGGCUGAUGAAGGAUCUCUGGACCUUCGAUCGAAGUCGCAUCGCAGUCCGUUUUCAGUACGAAUACCACGACCCCGAUGGCCAGUGGUGGCGAUCCUACGGGAACGAACUCUGGGAGUUUGAUAGCCAGGGACUGAUGCGUCGUCGCGAGGUAUGGAAUUUCUUCACUCGUGGCGCCGCCUCGGGGUUCAACCGACAUCUCGUUCUCGAUGAUGGGCACAUUGGGGAGUCUUACAUGAGAUACGUACGUUUUCUGCUUACUACUUUGAUCGCGGUUUGCGCGGCCAGUGUGGCAAACGCGCAAGACAAGCCCAAUAUUCUCGUCAUCUUUGGCGACGACAUUGGGCAGACCAACGUGUCGGCUUACACCCGAGGUCUGGUCGGGUAUCAAACCCCGAACAUCGAUCGCAUCUCCACCGAGGGGAUGCUAUUCACUGACUACUACGCCGAGCAAAGUUGCACCGCCGGCCGUUCGACAUUUCUCACUGGGCAGUGCACCUACCGCACGGGUCUUUCGAAGGUCGGCCUCCCUGGUGCCGAUGUGGGGCUUCAGCCCGAUGACGCGACGAUCGCUGAAUUGCUGAAACCCCACGGUUACGCCAGUGGCCAGUUCGGAAAGAACCACCUUGGCGAUCGAGAUGAGUUCUUACCAACCAACCACGGCUUCGACGAAUUCUUAGGUAACCUCUAUCACCUCAACGCUGAAGAGGAACCCGAGAAUCGCAACUAUCCCCAAGACCCCGAGUUCCGAAAGAAGUUCGGUCCCCGUGGUGUGAUCAAAUCGAGUGCCGACGGAAAGAUCGAAGACACCGGCCCACUUACCCGAAAGCGCAUGGAGACGAUCGACGAAGAAACCUCCAAUGCGGCGAUCGACUUCAUCGAGCGUCAGACGAAGGCGAAGAAACCCUUCUUCUGCUGGUGGAAUGCAACCCGAAUGCACUUCCGCACUCACGUUAAAGCAGAGAACCGCGACAAACCGGGGCUGACCUCCCGCACUGAAUAUGCAGACGGGAUGAUCGAGCACGAUGCACAAGUCGGCAAGAUCCUGGAUAAGCUCGACGAGCUUGGAAUCGCCGAUAACACCAUCGUGCUUUACACCACCGACAACGGCCCUCACAAGAACACCUGGCCCGACGCCGGACUGAGCCCAUUCCGUAACGAGAAGAACUCGAACUGGGAAGGUGCUUUCCGUGUUCCCUGCAUGAUUCGCUGGCCCGGCAAGAUCAAACCCGGCAGUGUUUCGAACGAGAUCGUAAGCGGCCUCGACUGGUUGCCGACCCUCCUUGCCGCAGUCGGCGAAGACGAUAUCAAAGAGCAACUCCUGAAGGGAUACGAUGCCGCUGGCAAAACGUUUAAAGUCCAUCUCGAUGGCUAUAACAUCCUCCCGUACCUCAUUGGCAAGGAGAAGGAGAGCCCACGUGACUCCUUCUUCUACUUCAACGACGAUGGGCAAAUCGUAGGAAUGCGAUUCGAGAACUGGAAGUUGGUCUUCCUCGAACAGCGCGUGAAUGGAACCCUCCAGGUUUGGGCAGAGCCAUUCACUCCCCUGCGGCUACCCAAGAUGUACGACCUGCGAGCCGAUCCUUAUGAACAGGCCGACAUCACAUCUAACACCUACUACGAUUGGCUGCUCGAUCACGCCUUCCUGAUUGUUCCAGCUCAGCAGUUUGCUUCUAACUUCCUGGCAACUUUCAAAGAUUUCCCACCCAGCCAGGAACCGGCAAGCUUCAACCUGGACGACGUGAUGAAGAAGCUACAGUCAGCCACAAACUAG
This is a messenger RNA of Cladocopium goreaui, 2481 nucleotides long. Lineage: Eukaryota; Dinophyceae; Suessiales; Symbiodiniaceae. The record is from the annotation of a GenBank genome assembly.